Molecule: messenger RNA, 1284 nt
Organism: Pieris macdunnoughi
Lineage: Eukaryota; Metazoa; Arthropoda; Insecta; Lepidoptera; Pieridae
Source: the annotation of a GenBank genome assembly
AUGUCUGAUGAGCUCGAAGCUCGAAUGUGGGAUGAAGGUGGCUCCAGAUACGAAGCUAGAAGCCGAGGGGCGUACUAUGAGUCUGCGUUUGCUUCUUCAGAACAAAUGGAUCGAGCACCGUUGUUAGCCGAGGAGAGUUACGCUGAGGUGACAGUGGCGACAUCUGGUGAAUCAGAGGAGCACUGCCACUGGAAGAGGCCGGAGCCUCCCAGUGCUGUACCUCAGCUGCUGGCGGCUUUGGUGCUUUGUUUCGUGUUUAUGAUAUGCGAGCUCAUCGGCGGCUAUCUCGCCGGCAGUCUCUCGGUGAUGAGCGAUGCUGCUCACAUGUUAAGCGAUUGUGGCGGUUUCGCGUUGGCAUUGCUUGCCUUCCGCUGUGCUUCCCGACCUCCCACCGCCAGUAUGUCUUACGGAUAUCGACGAGCUGAAGUGCUAGGUGCAAUGGCGUCCGUGCUGUUAAUAUGGGCGUUGACGGGCGUGUUCGUGUACGUGGCCGCCGUGCGUAUACACACCGGCGAAUACAAUAUCGAACCAGACAUGAUGAUGAUAGUAUCUGGUUGUGGAGUCGGUUUUAAUGUGUUACUGGCUUUAGUGCUUCACGGAUGUGCUUCGGAUAUCGCUCACCACCACACACACGGCGGUGCGGCAUGCGGACACACACAUACACAUUCGGAGGCCUCUCCUCAGCGGUUUAAGCUAUUCCGGCGAAGAGAACACAAACAUACAAACGGGAACGUUCCCAAUGGUGAUUAUAGGAUGAAGGACCUAAGCGCUAGUGAUACAACGGUUAUAGGGAAUUCGCAAAGGAACAUAAACCUCCGUGCUGCGCUCAUUCACGUGAUCGGAGAUCUGAUUCAGAGCUGUGGGGUGCUCCUUGCAGCUGUCAUUAUUAAGUUUUACCCAGAAGCAAAGGUGAUAGAUCCCAUAUGUACGUUCGUGUUCAGCGUACUCGUCCUGCUGACGUCCGUGCGCGUCGUGCGAGAUGCGCUCGCGAUCCUUAUGCAGGCUGUGCCUUCUGACUUCAGGUAUCGCGAGUGCGUGAGCGGCUUAUUAGCCGUGACGGGCGUGCGUCACGUGCACUCGGUCCACGCGUGGGCCUUGUCGACUCACCACAUUGUACUCACUGCACAUAUUGCCAUCGACGAGUUGGCGGAAUGGGAGGGAGUGCUGUCCACGUGCCAGAGGCUGGCGCGGUCCAUGGGCGUGAGCAGCGCCUGCUUCCAGGUGGAGCGGUUCUCGGGGGAGAUGGCUCUCUGCGACACUUGCAAAAGACUCGCCGCGCCCUGA